AAAAAUCCUGAAGUCGUCGUCUUCGCUCAUUCAUUCAGUUAUUCAGUCAUUCUUUUGUUGUUCCAAAUUUUAAUAAUUAUAAUUGCAUACGAUUGCUUAAGAAAGUUCUUCUGAACUUUUGACUGUCUGAUGAAUACGGUGUAAAUAGUUUCCGGAUAUCUUACAUAUUAAUUCGAUUGCUGUGAAAGUCGAGCUUGAAGCUGAAGGAAGUAUCUUGUGUUAUCUACGUGUGUCUAAAUUCGUCUUAAUUAUUUAAUAAUCAUGAUUGGAGUAAGUUUACUUUGUGGAUGCCGUUCGGGUUUUAAUGCUUAUGGCACAAAAUUGAUGAAAUUUUCGCUAUGUGGAAACACACCUACUCAAGUAAUGAUAUCCCGGGUGUAUUCGCAACAAGGACGAGAAACUGCUUGGAGAACUUCCCGAGCUCGUAAACUAGCUUGGGAACAGGCUGCUGCUAAACCCGCAACCGGAAGAGCGAUUACAAUUGGUCGCGGAGCUGUUGGAGGAGCUGCCGUUUUUGGAAUUGGCGCUUUGGCUUAUUACGGUCUGGGUUUGAGUAACCAGAGCGGAAUUAUCGAACAGUCAAUAUUAUGGCCACAAUAUGUUCGCGAUAGAGUUCGGGCUACGUACCUAUAUUUUGGAUCUUCCAUAGUAGUAACUGUUGCAUCUGCAGUGGCUACAUUCAAAACGCCGAGCCUUUUAAAUAUAGCUUCGAAAGGCUCACUGUUGGCUCUUGGUGCAACAUUGGCUGCUUUGAUGGGUACCGGUUUGUUUACCAUGUCUUUGGAUUAUUCUCCUACAUUUGAUAUGAAACAUGUUGGCUGGCUUGCGCACUCUGCUCUGGUUGGCGCUAUAUGUGCUCCAUUAGCUUUUAUGGGAGGAGCAGCGGUAGUUAGAGCCAUGUGGUAUACUGCUGCUACUAUCGGUAGUUUGUCUGCUAUUGCGAUGUGCGCCCCGAGUGAUAGAUUCUUAUAUAUCGGUGGUCCAUUGGCGGCAGGUCUCGGAUUGGUCUUUAUGUCAUCUAUUGGAACUUUAUUCAUUCCUGCUACGACAGCACUAGGUUCUGGAAUGGCUUCAUUUACCCUUUAUGGUGGCUUGCUCGUAUUUUGCGGACUUUUCUUAUACGAUACCCAGCGUAUAGUACAUAGGGCUGAAACACAUCCUGUGUAUGGUUCGAAAGCAUUUGAUCCUAUCAACGCGUCAAUUUCAAUUUACAUGGACACCGUGAAUAUUUUCAUUAGAAUGGUCCAAAUUUUUGGUAAUGCUUCGGGAGGCAGAAAAAAAUGAUAUUUGUGUUGUGCAUAUAUUGUAUAGAUUAAUGCUUGAUAUGUAGAACUUUAUUAUAUUUUUAUUUGUAAUUAAUAUUUUGAUUUUCGUGAAAUAGAUUUUUCUAUUUCUGUGAACUGUGUUUUCGAAGUGUUAUUACACUGUUAUCAGAUUCAGAUGAUGAAAACAAUGAAAUCAAAGUGAGAAAACCAAUGCGAAGAUUAGGUUCAUCGUAUUUUUUGAAUACUGAAAGUAGCUUAGCCUAUCUUAAAAUGUUGAAUUCAGCAAGUUUUCACUCCACUACCAUGUAAAAGUGUGAGUAGUGCAUCGAAAUUUCAGGUUUUCUUCCUCAGCUUGAAUAUUAACUUCGAAGAUACGAGUUCAUCGCGUGUGUUAUAAUCGGGAGAUGAUGUCUAGGCUAUUUAUGAAUGUAAAUUACGUACUUGUGGUUCAUUAAAUAAUAGCAAUUCUAUGUUCAAACCAUUCGGUCUUUGCAGCUUUCAUAGCAUUAUUUUGAUUGAAUUUAUGUUAGUAACUAAGUAUCCAUUCAUACGUGAAAUAAAACACGAUAGUGAAACAAGGAGCCUCAUUGCGUGUACUCAUUCAUCAGUGCAUAUGAGAUUAAUUUUCUUCGAGUUUUCCUUAAGACUGAUUAUUCAAUUGCUGCACAUUACAUUUUAUCAUCUGUAAACAGUUUUAAAAGAAGUGGACUAGUGUAGGUGAGUUUCGAAACGAAACGUUUCUCAACAAGAAAAGAAACCAUCAGAAUUGAUUACCUAUUUAAAAAAAUUUUAUUUCUAUAAUAUGAUAAUUACACAUUUAACAACGAAUACAUACAAUCAUUACACAUUCGGCAUCAAUUCUAAUCCUUUACAUCCUCGAGCAAUAUAUAUUGAUGUAGCAGCAAAACCAAUACUUUUUACAAUACUCCAUUUGAAAGGGUCAUAGUACCAAGAUGUGAUGAAGGAUACCAUCGAAGAGCCUUUGGAUUGACGUUCUCUACCUUUGAUAGCUGAUACCAUUUUUCUGUCACAAUAAAUCAAUAACAAUUACUUUGAAAAACAAAACACUGAAACUUGUUUCGCAGUUUGUUCCUUGAAAGUUGAAAUUAAGUUGAAGCUUGCAAG
Molecule: messenger RNA, 2390 nt
Organism: Planococcus citri (citrus mealybug)
Lineage: Eukaryota; Metazoa; Arthropoda; Insecta; Hemiptera; Pseudococcidae
Product: growth hormone-inducible transmembrane protein-like
Exons: 7
Coding region: 262-1284 (340 amino acids)
Cellular component (GO): mitochondrial inner membrane
Source: RefSeq, a predicted model, not a curated record